Messenger RNA from Stylophora pistillata, 1269 nucleotides. Its product is annotated as tolloid-like protein 2. Gene Ontology annotation, molecular function: serine-type endopeptidase activity. Lineage: Eukaryota; Metazoa; Cnidaria; Anthozoa; Scleractinia; Pocilloporidae. The record is from RefSeq and is a predicted model, not a curated record.
AUGUCCAAAGGAUUAUCUGUUGUUCUUGUAGGUUGUGGCUCCUUGGGAAAUAACUCAUUAAAGAGUCCUGGAUAUCCAGAUAAAUUCUACCCAAGUAAUAUGGAUUGUGUUUAUCACGUUCCCAUUCCUAGCGGCAUGGCUAUGAGAAUUUAUUUCGACUAUUUCCAGCUGCAAUACGCCUUUUGCUGGUUUGACUAUGUAGAAAUUACCAAUCAGGACAACUUCUCAUUUGGCACAUUCUGCGGAGAGAAGACUGGAACAACAAUUGAAAUUACUGGAGACUACGCUGUGAUAAGAUUUCAUUCAGACUCAAUUGUUCAGAAAAGAGGAUUCUCGUUGUUGUUCACUGCCGUUUUACCACGUCCUCCCAACAUAUCGAUGCCAGAUGUUGUACAAACCAUUCCGGACAAUGAGGUGACGUGUUUAGUGACAGGAAGCCCUCCUCUUUACACAGCGAUACUGAAGGACUCGACAGUGUUGGUGAACACAACAAACACGGCAGCUGGUCUGAUCCAGGAGGAAGGAAACUACAGCUGUGUGGUCACUAACAAGUAUGGGACUGUCUUCAAAAUGUUCUCUGUGAUAUUUUCAGGUUGUGGCUCCUUAACUAAUAACUCACUGCAGAGUCCUGGAUAUCCAGAUAACUACCCAAAGAAUAUGGAUUGCGUAUAUCGGGCUAUCAUUCCUCACGGCAUGGCUAUGAAAAUUUACUUCGACCAUUUUGAGCUGGAGAACUCGGACUUAUGCAGAUUUGACUUCGUAGAAAUUUCUAAUCAUUAUAACUUCACAUUUGGUAAAUACUGUGGAAAGAAGUCUGGGACGACAGUUGAAGUAACCGGAAAACAUGUUGUCAUAAGAUUUCAUUCGGACUCAUUUUCUUCACAAACAGGAUUCUCCAUGUUUUUUACAGCCGUUUUACCAAGUCCUCCAAAUUUAUUAAUGCCAGUUGUUUUGCGAGCCUUUCAAGGAGACGAAGUGAAAUGUUCUGUGACGGGAAGUCUUCCUGUGUAUACAGCGGUACUGAACGAAUCUACGGUAUUGGUGAACACAUCAAACACUGCAACUUUCAAGUUCCUUAAGGAAGGAAACUUCUCUUGUGUAGCUACCAGCAAUUAUGGCUCAGACUUCCGAACUUUCUCUGUCUUAGAUUGUAGACCCACCUGUUCCCUUUCAACAACAUGGCCAUACAGACGAAACGUUCUUUCAUGCGUCAAUGUGACGGACCUGCAUCUGAGGGAUUGUCUCCCAACGAAUAUUGACAGCCUGUAA